AUGGCGGCGUCACUAGCAUUUCGCCAUUUUGACGGCGAAUCGGAAGAAUGGGAGCUCUACAAAGAACAGUUGGAGCAAUAUUUCGUGAGCAACGGUGUGAAAGAAGAAGUGAAGAAAGCCUUGCUGAUUAAUCAACUGAGUGCGAAAACGUAUAAGCUACUGCGUGAUUUGUGCACCCCCGAUCAACCUAAGGACAAGUCGUAUGCUGACUUAUGUAAUCUGUUGUCGACGCAUUUUACACCGCCAGUGAUUAUUCACAAGGAUCGACGGGUUUUUGCUCGAGCCAAAAGGGGAGAGAAUGGCUCAGAAACGGUAAACGAAUGGAUUGUGAGACUGAAAAAUCUGGCUGCUAGUUGCAAAUUCGGUGUUCAUCUGCAACAUAAUUUGGUGAACAAAUUUAUCGAUGGCUUGGACGGAAAGGCUUACGAUAGAAUUUGCGAGGAGAACGAGAACCUGACGUUGGAGAGAGCGCAAGAAAUUGCGUUGAAAUACGAGAUCGAGAGUGCAUCACAGAUAUCGCACCAAUACUAUGUGAAAGGUAAAAGUGAUGUGUAUUCCAACUGGAAAAAGAAGGCCGAUUCAUCUCAGCCACCGCAGCGGAAGCGAGAAAGCAUGAAGUGUUUUGCUUGCAACGAAUCUGGCCAUUUUUGGCGGGUUUGUCGUUUUCGAGAGUAUGUGUGUAAAAAGUGCAACAAGAAGGGCCACAUUCGAGCAGCGUGUGGUAUACAACGAGCAAAUUAUGUUGCUGAAGGGCUUGAUGGAGAAAAAGCGGGAUUGGGGGAGGAGAGCCAAUCGGUUGUACAGGAAAAUUAUUUGAGUGAGUCGAAAGCAAUUGAAAUUUAUUCGAUUGAUGGCGUAAAAGAAAUCGAACGACCAAUCAAGCUGGAAGUGUUUAUUGGGGGUGAAAAGUAUGCCAUGGAAUUGGACACAGGUGCGGCAAUAUCGGUGGUUUCUUGGGAUUUCUUCGUGAAAUAUUUGAGCCAUUGCGAGUUGCGUAAAACGAUGGUGAAACUGGUGGGCUAUGAUGGAAGAGCAUUGCUAGUGAAGGGGGCAAUCAGUCCAAGUGUGAAGUUCGAAAAUAAGGAAAAAUCGGUGGUUUUCGUUGUUGUUGAAAAAGGUGGUCCUCCGUUAGUGGGGCGAAAUUUCGUAAGGGCUUUUGGUAUUCAGUUUUCGGUGAUCAAAAACAUCCAGCAGUGCAAUGAUAUGGAUCUAAGUAAAUUGAUUGAGAAAUAUUCAGAGUUGUUUUCGAACAAGUUGGGGUGUUACAAGUACCGUGAGGUGAAAAUUGAAGUGGACGAAAAAGCAACACCAAUUUUUAAGAAUCCUCGGCCAGUUCCUUUUAAAUUUCGAGACCUUAUGGCACAGGAAUUGGAUAAUAUGGAAAACCUGGGAAUAAUAUCGAAGUGCAACACAUCGUUGUGGGGAACGCCACUUGUACCGGUACUGAAAUCAGAUGGCAGUUUGCGACUAUGUGGCGAUUACAAAGUAACUGUUAAUAGGGAAGUGAAAGAUGUGAAGCACCCAUUACCAACUGUAGACGAGAUUUUGACGAAACUUAAUGGGGCGCAAUAUUUCUCAAAACUGGAUUUAUCUAAAUGUUACAAUCAAUUCAUGCUGGAUGUGUCUUCGAGAGACUUAUGUGCGAUUUCAACGAUCCAAGGGGUUUAUCGAAUGAAUCGGUUGCCUUUCGGAAUAAGGCCGGCCUCUGGCAUUGUUCAAAAAGAGUUGGAGAAGUUGCUAUCUGGUAUCGAAGGUGUUCAAAAUUUCUUGGACGAUAUUGUGGUUACGGGAAGCACGAAGCGAGAACAUUUGACAAGAUUGGGGCUGGUAUUCCAAGCGUUACUUUGUGCGGGUUUGAAAUUGAAUAAAGAAAAAUGUGAAUUUUUCAAGUCGGGGAUAACGUUUUUGGGAUAUACGAUAGACAAAAACGGGGUUCGGAAAACGGAUGAUAGAAUUAGAGCUAUAAGGGAUGCCAGAGAGCCGCAAAAUGUCACCGAAGUGCGAGCUUUCGCUGGUCUCGUGAACUAUUAUGCGAGGUUUGUGAGGGAUGUGGCAAGCAUAAUGGCUCCUAUGUAUGUGUUACUGAGGAAGGGAGAGACAUUUGUGUGGACCAACGAAUGCAGCGUAGCGUUCAAACGGAUCAAGGACGAGAUUUGUAAGGAUGUUUCACUCGCUCAUUUUGAUCCCAGUUUAGAAAUCAUUUUAAUUUGUGAUGCAUCGAAUGAAGGAGUGUCCGCCGUGCUUAGUCAGAAGAGUAAAACAGGCAUUGAAAGGCCAGUGGCUUAUGCUUCUCGUAUUUUACAUUCAUCUGAAAAGAACUACAGUGUCAUAGAUAAAGAAGCACUGGCUAUUAUGUAUGGUGUGAACAAAUUUUUCUUGUACUUGGUGGGAAAUAGAUUCCUGAUAAGAACAGAUCAUAAACCACUCCUUAGAUUGUUACACCCUCAGAAAGGUGUUCCGACAAUCGCAGCUAGUAGAAUGCAAAGGUGGGCUCAUUUUUUGUCUGGUUUUAAUUAUGGCAUCGAACACGUGAAGUCGGAGCAAAACAUAGCUGAUUUUGCAUCACGCUUUCCAACGGAAUCUUGGAAGCUUUGGAAGGAAGAGGAUUCUUAUUUGAACUUCAUUAACCAAGAAACUGUUGAUCCGUUGACUGUGCAAACAUUGAUCACUGAGUCGAAAAACGACUGCGAGAUACAUAUAGUUACAAAGGUUUUACGUGGUGAGGCAUCUUUAAGUGAAUUGAAAGACAGUCCAUAUAAAACUGUUUUUGACGAGCUUUCACUAGAAAAUGGAGUCGUAAUGCGUGGACACAGAGUCGUAGUUCCAAAGGCUUUAAGAAGUUUGGUAUUGGCACAAAUACAUCAGUCGCAUCUCGGUAUCGUGAAGUGUAAAAGUGUCGCGCGCUCGAGUGUAUGGUGGCCGGGUAUUGAUGUUCAGCUGGAAGAUUAUGUACGAAACUGUUCGGUGUGUCUUUUCAAUACUCAAAGUCCACCAAAGGCCAAACUGAUUCCUUGGAGUUCACCCCGAAAGGUUUGGAGUCGUGUACAUGUGGAUUUCGCGGGGCCUGUAAAAGGAAUGAGUUUUCUUUUGAUCGUUGAUGCGCUUUCUAAAUGGGUAGAGGUUUUUCCUACAAAAAACUGUACAUCCGCAUUUGUUUUGGAAAAACUAACCGAGUGUAUUGCGAGGUUUGGAUUGUUUGAUGAAUUAGUAAGUGAUAACGGUACACAGUUCUUAGCUUCCGAUAUUCAAAAAUUCCUCAAGGCAAAUGGUAUUACCCAUAAGCUCACAAGUCCGGGUCAUCCUUCUACUAAUGGUGCGGCAGAAAACAUGGUGAAGACUUUCAAGAACUCUCUAAUUAAGUGUUUGCAAGAGGGGAAGAAAUGUGUGAGUAGUAUUGUUACAAACUUCUUGAUUGGUUAUCGAAAGGCUAAUCACUGCACUACCGAGGUGUCUCCGGCUCAAAUGAUGUUGGGAAGAGACAUUAGAACGACGUUGGAUUUGUUGAAGCCGAGUAUUUUGACGGAAGAUAAUCAGGUGGCUGUCUCGGUUAAGGAACGAAUUGCUCAGAAACAGCAAUCUCAAAUGCGCAAUUAUCGUGGGACUCGGGUAGAAACAUUUGAGAUAGGGGAGAGGGUUAUUUCUAGAGACUAUAGUAAUCCGAAUAAAGUGUCGUGGACCCCAGCGAUUGUGACAUCUAUCUCAGGACCGAGAAACUAUUAUGUUCGGCUAGAGCAUUCCGGGCGCAUUAUAAAACGUCACCUUGAUCAGCUAAAAAAGGACACUCGACUGUUGGGGAGCGGAGAACUGGUUGUUUCCCCGAAAGAACCAAAGCCGGGGUCAUCUUCAAUAGCCACAGCGUCGAUGCCGGUGAAAAGAUCUUUCAACUCAGGUUUAGUUGUUGAUAACGUGUCUGCAAGUCCAUCGGGUUCCGUCGUAAAUAACGAAGAGAGUGUAGUGGAUACAGUACCUGAAAUUGACAGAACUAAGGAAGUGCCCCUUAAUACGAAUGGUUCUGUUGAGCGAGAAGUUGAGGAACUAAGCUCAGCUGAAAAUGAAGGCUAUUUCACCCCAAAUGAAGAAGAUAGCUCAGAACAAGAAGAAGGGUUUUCGAGCGAAGAUGAUGCUGAAGCUGGAUUGGUCGUUAGUGGUUUCGCCAGAGGUUUCUGGAGACUGCGAGACAAGCAAGGAAGAAUUUUCAAAGGUUAA
This is a messenger RNA of Uranotaenia lowii, 4206 nucleotides long. RefSeq lists its product as uncharacterized. The record is from RefSeq and is a predicted model, not a curated record. NCBI's taxonomy places the organism in Eukaryota, Metazoa, Arthropoda, Insecta, Diptera, Culicidae. Gene Ontology annotation, molecular function: nucleic acid binding; zinc ion binding. The transcript has a single exon. Gene Ontology annotation, biological process: DNA integration. The coding region runs from base 1 to 4206 and encodes 1401 amino acids.